CCAGCUGGCCAGCAGAGGGAGGCCUGUGGUCUGAGUCUGCCUUAUCUGCGCCACACCACGAGUGCAGCCGCAGACGGAGAGGAACUCCUUGAGCAGAGCUCUGACUUCUGACACUGUCGGCUUACACAAAAUGGAGGACUUGACGUGGGAAUGGGCCGAGCGCCUCGCUGUGGACUACGUGCAGGGCAUCCUGCAGCCUACGCCCACCUGUGACACCUGGGAGCAGAUCUGGAACUUCCAAGCCCGGCCUGACGACCUCCUCAUUUCCACCUAUCCGAAAGCAGGAACGACUUGGACACAGGAGAUAGUGGACCUGAUACAAAACAAGUGUGAUGUUGGCAGAAGCCAGAGAGCACCAACCCACGAGCGCUUCCCCUUCAUCGAGUGGAAGAUCCCGACCAUGGAGUCUGGUUUGGAACAAGCCAAUGCGAUGCCCUCACCACGGACCCUAAAGACACACCUUCCCAUCCAACUGCUGCCACCAUCCUUGCUGGAGAAAAACUGCAAGAUGAUCUACGUAGCGAGAAACCCCAAGGACAACAUGGUGUCUUACUACCAUUUCCACAGGAUGAAUAAAGCCCUUCCGGCCCCAGGAACCUGGGAAGAGUAUUUUGAGAAUUUUCUGGCUGGGAAAGUGUGCUGGGGCUCCUGGUACGACCACGUGAAGGGAUGGUGGGACGCCAGGCACCAGCACCGCAUCCUCUACCUCUUCUACGAGGACAUGAAAAGAAACCCAAAGCAUGAAAUUCAGAAGCUGGCAGAAUUUAUUGGAAAGAGCCUAGACGAUAAAGUUCUGGAUAAAAUUGUCCACCACACUUCCUUUGAUGUCAUGAAGCAGAACCCAAUGGCAAACUACUCAUCGGUUCCAACUGAAAUCAUGAAUCAAUCAAUUUCUCCAUUCAUGAGAAAAGGGGCAGUUGGAGACUGGAAGAACCACUUCACGGUAGCCCAGAACGAGAGGUUUGAGGACAACUACAGGAAGAGGAUGGCUGACAGCAGCCUGGCUUCCCGCUUCCACUUCUCAUGAGGAAGAAAAGAACCUCAGCUCGAGCAGUAGGAUGCUCACUACCCAGGCCACAAGCCAUUGGAUUCAGGUGCCGGGCUAGUAUUGCCUGUGUUUGCUUUGCUCACUCUACAAAAAACCUUGUAACCAGCAGGAUUUGUAAGUAAUCUAAACAAUUCAACUCAAUUUAAACAUAAACACACCCAACGAGAGAAAUUCAACUAGCCAAACUAAGGAGAGACAAAAAUUAAACUGAAUUACUCUAAACCAAACCGUCUUUCAGUGUGUGCCUUGCCCAAGUGAGUUAAGUGAUGUUUACUUUAUAAUUUAUACUCACUUGUACACUUAGGUUCACACAGAAGCCUGUACAUGAAUGUUUAUAGUGGCUCUAGUCUUAAUCACCCCAACAAACCCAAAUGUCACGCGGUUGCUGAAUGGAUAAAUAAGUAGGGCACAUCUGUACAGUGAACAUCACUCAGCAACGGAAGGGAACAAAUUACUGACAAGUGCGACAACUUAAGUGAAUCUGAAAGGCAUCUUGCUGAGGGAAGGAUGCCGGUCUCAAAAGGUAACACACUGCAUGUUCCCAUCUCUAUGACACUGGUGGUGAUGGAGAACAGACGGGGAUUGGCAGAGGUUAGGGAUGGGAGGAGCGUCGGCCACAGCGAGUAUUUCGGAGGAGUCCCAGGGGUAAUAAAACUGUUCUCUAGACUGAUCACACCAGUCUGCACAGAUUUUAAAAUUCAAAGAACUGUGUGCCAAAAGGCAAGGCAAUAUUUCUGUACAUUAAUUGAAAAAAUAAAAUGAAGGGUAGGGAGGACUAUAGUCUUCAAAAA
This is a messenger RNA of Vicugna pacos (alpaca), 1839 nucleotides long. RefSeq names its product sulfotransferase family 1C member 4 (gene SULT1C4). Lineage: Eukaryota; Metazoa; Chordata; Mammalia; Artiodactyla; Camelidae. The record is from RefSeq and is a predicted model, not a curated record. Gene Ontology annotation, molecular function: sulfotransferase activity.